UACAGUGCAUGCGGUAACCGUGAUCAACCGUGAUAGCUUUCGGCAGUUUAUAACGAACAUAACGAGCAUGAUGAGAUAACGAAAGUAGCGAAAGUAGCGAAAGUAACUGAAGAAAUAAACCGUCAAAAAUGUAAAAAUCCACCGCGCCGUACCUCAUCCGUGCUCCAUGGCGCCAUAAAUAAAUUUGAACGUUUCCUGUCGAUACCGUGUUAUAUUGCUGCAGUAAUGGAUGAAGACAGAAGCCUGAAGCUGAUUGAUACUGUUUUACACCGCUUCAGUCUGGAGCAGCUGGUGGAUGUUGUUUUCCCAGAGUUGAAGAUAUUAUCAUGGACCAGUGUCAGAAGAAGAAUAAUACAAGGGCAGCUUCCUCUGAAUAAGGAUUUAGUUAUUAGAGUCAUAGUGUUUGCAGUUCAGAAGCACAAGGCAAGAGAUGAAACAUAUGUCACAGAAAUUUUACAGAUCAUUCGACUACUUGAUAUAGUUGUUCAUCAUCAUCGUUUGAAAUGGACUGCAUUUGCCAUGUCUGGACUAAACAGACAGAGGAACAGAAAGCGUUACUACACGAGCAGUGAUAUUCAGGACAACAUUGAAUCCAUUUUUUGUCAAAAGAGAAGAAUUGUGCAUGUUGCAGUGAUUGUACAAGAUGAGAUAUGUUGGAUAAGUUUAACUGAAAGAAAACAUGCUAAUGAUAAGGGACUAGUCAACAAGGCACCAAUCUUUGUGGCACACUUCCCAGGACAACCGUAUUUCUUCAUAUCUCACAGUGGAAAGAAGGAAAAUAUAUUGGAUGUAAUUUCAAGGGCUUUGGGUUACCAUCAUGCUGAAGACUGCAGCUUGUCUGGACAAAAUGUCAGACAUCUCUUCAGGUUUUUGAAAAAUCUUGAAUCUGAUGCUUCGAGCGUACAGGAUGUGCUGCAAGGAGUCAAGGAGUACAGACCUGUCAUGCUUGAAGAGACACCAAGAGGAAUAGACUUCACACAACACAAGAGUCGGUCAGAGGUUGCUGAUUUGUGUUUUGGCAACGAGCCAACAUUACAGCAAAUCAGUGUGAAGUGCUCACCAUGUCAUUGGGCAGUUGGAGAUAUUGUGCCUGAUGCUGAGGGCAAGAGUUUUGGGAGUAUGGAAGUCACAUUCCAGUCACCUGACAUCUUGAAAAUGUUGAAAGAAAUGACUGUGAAGGGUAUUUUUCCCACCCCUCCUCCUACAUAUAUUCGCUCCAUACAGAAGAGAGGAAAGAAUGAAAUUAAACUUGAAAACAAAUGGAUUACGCCUGAAGAUUAAGUUUCUGUGAAAAUAUAAUAAUUUAAUUUUGUGUUUUAGUCUGAAUUACUUGUAUUAAUCAUACUGAUGGUGAAUAGCUUGUUUUUGUAAGGAGCAUUAGUUUAUACUGAGUAUGUGCAAGGGCAAGGCUAAGGAUUUGGGCAAGAAUUUCACAUGUGCACCAACUAGCCUGUACUGAUCUGUUUCCUUAGUUUCAAGAAUGUGGAAGGAGAAACAGUUCAUCUCCCAGAGCACAAUUUCUUGAAGGCCCUACCAGGGGGCUUGUGCUCAGGGCCAGAAAGUUGAAAGAGAGUUAAGCAGUGCAAAAGUAUGGGUCUUUGCUGCUUCCACCAUGGAUGACUGGGUUCAUGCCAGGCCAUGGAGGAUUGCAAUUACAUGGGGCCAGUUCAACAAGAAAUGGAAGCUGGACAGCGAAAGGGCAUAUCCAGCCACAGUUCCAUAUACAAUAUUUAAUUGGCUUGCUUCAUGGAUCUCCCUGUUAGUGGCAGACAGCAUGCUAGAACACCACUGGAAGUUGGCCGAUGGAUGAUCCAAGGCAAUCUAAAUAGUUCUGCUUGUUACAAAGUAAAUGAAGUACUGGGAGAGCUCAACAGAAGAUCUUUAGGAGGAUACUUGUGUGCCAAAAAACCUUGCAUAAGGUAGAGAGUGGCACUAUGGACAACAUGCAAGGAGCAACAUUGGAAGGUGGUGCCAACAAUGUGACUCCUGUGCAGCAAGUUUAGGUCACUAGACAUGGAGACAGGGCCUCAUACAGCAGUUUAACUUUAGGAAACUGUUCGAGGGGAUCACGAGACAUAACAGGACAUUUCCAGGUAGCAAGAAGGGGAAUCAGUACCUCCUGAUUGCUGUGGCCUACUUCACCGAGUGGCCAGAAGUUUGCUGUACCUCUCCAAAGGGCAUCAACAAUUGCAAAUGUUCUGGUGACCAGUAUCUUCUGCCAGAUUGGAGUUCUGAGGGAACUGCACUACAACAAGGCUGGAACUUUGAAUUAUGGCACCUACAGGAGGCGUUACAAAACUUGUGAAUCUGCAAGACACAGACCACAACUCUGCAUCAAAAUUCAGAUGGCAUGAUGGAACGAUACAUGAAGGUAGUAGAGGAGCUCCUGAGGGAGCCAUUUGAGUGCACCAAAGAGACUGGGACAAGGGGCUACCUCUCUUCCUGCUAGCCUACAAAGUACAAACCCAUGAACCCACACAUAUGAUGCCUGCAAGCAUGAGGUUUGGGAGAGAACUGCACCUGCCCUGCAACCUGCUCUCUGAGGCUCCCCUCAACAAAGAGCAACCCAUGAUUGACUACACAAUGGACCUAGUGGAGUGGCUGCAGUCAGUGGUGUGGUAAAUGUAUCUCUGUGAACAUGAAGUGUGAAGUCCCUGGUAGUGUAUGCUGUUUAACACAGUUACGUUCAUUGGAAUUAUAUUCUUGCACUUGAAUUUAGUUGAAUUCAAUUCUGUUUAGUUUGUUUUUGAACAUGAAGUAGAUUGACUAGUAAUACUUGAAUAGGAUGUUCCUCUGUACAUGUAUUGUAUUUUCUUCAUAUAAAGAGUAUUGAAAGUAA
This is a messenger RNA of Cryptotermes secundus, 2839 nucleotides long. RefSeq lists its product as uncharacterized. The coding region runs from base 226 to 1281 and encodes 351 amino acids. Lineage: Eukaryota; Metazoa; Arthropoda; Insecta; Blattodea; Kalotermitidae. The record is from RefSeq and is a predicted model, not a curated record. The transcript has 8 exons.